AUGCACACCACGCCGUCGCCGUCGCUCAAACAAGGCCGUGGCAGCAUGUUGGCGUCCCGUUGGCUCUGCGACCAUCACCGAACUGUAGUCUAUCAAAUCUGGUUCCAGGCCGUCGGAGUCGUACUCAUGCAUGAUGGGUUGGAGGUGCAGUCGGCCAGCUGGUCGGUUGGGUUGCGUCGCCGUCGAUGCCGUGUCCCGCAAAGCAACCCAUCGUUCACCAGCAGCACCUUUGGCUCUCACGAAAGGAUGCACACGGCGCGUCGACGGGAGGUGUCGGUGUGCUUCUUCGGCGCCGCUGCAUGUGCGGAAGCCUGCCCCCACGGCGGCGCAUCCCUCGACCAGGAGCAUGGAAGGACAUGCUCAGCGCAUGCUCGGUCCUCCCCGUGGCCGUCGACAAAGCUUCGCCCUUUUGCUGAGAGCAGUUGGCAUCGGCCUGUACGCAAUCUUGCGCCAUGCGUCCCCGUCUGUUGCACAGCGGCUGAAGAGAGAAGACGCUCGCGUCCGACGGCGUCGCACAAUACGACAGGCACCGCGUGCUCCUCAGCAGAUUCGAAUUGCAACGGUAGCGCACUCGUCCCGAUGGCGUGGACAAACGAUAACUGCGCGCGUCCAGCGGCGGUCUCUGGGCCGUGGGGUUGGUGCUUGAUUCUUGAAACAUGCCGUCGCUGUCUGAGGAGGGUAGGGUAUCCGUGUUUAGUACCGACAAGUCGACCUUUGCUCCGACCCAGCAACAGCUGUUCACGCAGACAUCAGGCCACAGACGCUCCUCUCGCCUCUCGCCUCUCGCCUCUCGCCUCUCUCCCGCCAGGCAAGAUGGGUGGUGGCUGGCAGUGCGUGUAG
This is a messenger RNA of Trematosphaeria pertusa, 840 nucleotides long. RefSeq lists its product as uncharacterized. Lineage: Eukaryota; Fungi; Ascomycota; Dothideomycetes; Pleosporales; Trematosphaeriaceae. The record is from RefSeq and is a predicted model, not a curated record. The transcript has a single exon. The coding region runs from base 1 to 840 and encodes 279 amino acids.